AUUGAGUUGAUAAUGGAGGCGAUUCACAAAAACAGGAAUUUGCAGUACAAGAAGACCAUGGAGGCCAAGCGGCUCUACGAGCAGCGCUGCAGGGACAAGGAUGAGGCAGAACAGGCUGUGCACCGCAAUGCAAACCUGGUGACGCAGAAGCAGCAGGAGAAGCUGUUCCUUAAGCUGGCUCAGACGAAAUCAGCUCUGGAGGACUCUGAUAGGAGUUACCAGCAGAAUGUUACCACACUGGAGAAGAUCCGGGAAGAAUGGCAGAAAGAGCACAUCAAAGCUUGUGAGUUCUUCGAGACUCAGGAGUGUGAGCGGAUCAACUACUUCCGCAACGCCCUUUGGCUUCAUGUCAACCAGCUCUCCCAGGACUGCGUCCAGAACGAUGAGAAAUAUGAGGAAAUCCGGAAGAGUUUAGAAAUGUGCAGCAUCGAGAAGGAUAUUGAUUUUUUUGUAAAUUUACGCAAAACUGGAAGUUUGGCCCCGGCUCCUGUUGUUUAUGAAAACUACUAUAACACCCAGAGAAAUGCAACUCCUGUGAGAAGUCCGGUUCCUGUACCUAUAUCAAGGAGGGGACCUCUACCCACCCCGACCAGUGUGCCAGGUGAGCCGGACUAUGCCGCAGUCGAUGGCUACAGCUUGAUACAUCACUAA
Pterocles gutturalis (yellow-throated sandgrouse) is the source of this 651-nucleotide messenger RNA. RefSeq names its product proline-serine-threonine phosphatase-interacting protein 2-like. Gene Ontology annotation, molecular function: actin filament binding. NCBI's taxonomy places the organism in Eukaryota, Metazoa, Chordata, Aves, Pterocliformes, Pteroclidae. The record is from RefSeq and is a predicted model, not a curated record. The transcript is spliced from 9 exons. Gene Ontology annotation, cellular component: cytoplasm; actin filament; plasma membrane. Gene Ontology annotation, biological process: actin filament polymerization. The annotation marks the transcript as partial.